AUGUCUCAAUCCAACGACGGACUCAAAGUUGUAGACGCUGAACCAGUUCAACAACCAACUCAAAGCACUUCAAGUUCUUUGAACCCAAACGCCAUUUUGAACAACACUUUGGAUGGAUUCGCUCAAUUGAGUUCUCGCUUUAACCCUUUUGCUCAGAAGCUCAACAAGGGCAUUGGACAAGUCAGACAGUAUGCUCAAGAAAAGCUGGGAACAGCUGAAAAUAUUACUGAAUUGCCUCAAGAAUAUAAGGAUUUAGAAAGGCGUUUGGAUGCCCUUCGUGAUGUACAAACCAAUAUGCUAAAGAUUACUCGCACCUUCAAUAACCCAUCUUAUGAUUACCCUGUUCAAGUUCAACAAUCUUUGAUCAACUUGUCUACUACAGUCACUCGUGAAAUCCAACAACUUACGUUAACAUCAGCGGCCGAUCGUGCUGCUGCUGCUCAACCUCCUACAACAGUUGAAGAGCCAAAGACACUGAUGCACGGCCUUGCCCGUGUAGCAGCUCAAGGUGCCCAAGAGGUCGGUGUCGAAGAGCCUUUGGGAACGACUUUAUUCAAGUACGCUACAAUCACUCAAAAGGUCGCCGAUGCUCGCGUCAAGAUGGAUCAAACCAUUGGUGAGAAGUUCAAUAAGCCAGUUCAGACUACUCUAAAUACAGCUAUUGAACAAGCUAACAAGGCAAGACGAAAUGUUCAAUCUAUUCGCUUAUCCCUUGAUGCUUGUAAAGCCAAAUACCGUUCUGCUCGUCCUGAAAAAUCAGAAGCUGCUCGUCUGGAAGUUGAACAGGCUGAAGACCAAUUUGUGGCUGCAGUUGAAGAGUCCACCAACUUGAUGAAGGCUGCUUUGGAUAACCCCGAGUUUUAUCGCAAUUUAGCUGAUUUAGUUGCUGCACAGUUGCAGUACUUUAAGGAAGCUCAGGACCUCUUGUCUGAUCUGGCACCUGAAUUGGAUGAAAUUCAAGUCACUCAGGAAUCUUUGUACAGAAAUAGUCGUGCUUAA
Messenger RNA from Rhizopus microsporus ATCC 52813, 999 nucleotides. RefSeq lists its product as uncharacterized. The record is from RefSeq and is a predicted model, not a curated record. Gene Ontology annotation, cellular component: cytoplasm. The transcript has 4 exons. Bases 1 to 999 code for a protein of 332 amino acids. NCBI's taxonomy places the organism in Eukaryota, Fungi, Mucoromycota, Mucoromycetes, Mucorales, Rhizopodaceae. Gene Ontology annotation, molecular function: protein binding.